Pestalotiopsis fici W106-1 is the source of this 357-nucleotide messenger RNA. RefSeq lists its product as uncharacterized. The record is from RefSeq and is a predicted model, not a curated record. Bases 1 to 357 code for a protein of 118 amino acids. The transcript has 3 exons. Lineage: Eukaryota; Fungi; Ascomycota; Sordariomycetes; Amphisphaeriales; Sporocadaceae.
AUGCAGUUCACUAGAAGCCUUCUCUCUCUCCUCGCCGCCGGUGCCAGCGUGCGGGCUCUCCCCAACGACAAACGUCAGGAGACUCCUCGCAUCUAUGCUAAGUUUUUUGAUGACAACGCCUGCCAGGGUACCUGGGUUGAAGAUACAGUCUGGCUUCAAGAGCCAGCUGGCACUUGUAUCGAGGUCAACAUCCCCUUCGCCUUUAACAGCACCUUGAUCGCUGACAACUUGGCCACUCGCACUCUCCGUGUCUACAGCGCCAGCGGCUGCGAUGAGAAUGCUAGCAACUACUACGAUGUAGCCCCUACGAUCGAGCAGUGCUAUGCCCAAGCUGUCAAGAGUGUCAAGUUUCUCUGA